Messenger RNA from Linum trigynum, 3958 nucleotides. The record is from the annotation of a GenBank genome assembly. Lineage: Eukaryota; Viridiplantae; Streptophyta; Magnoliopsida; Malpighiales; Linaceae.
GUAUAAGUUCGGGGCUUAGAAGGUAAUAUUUUCAUCUCCUCUCUAAUUCGCUUGAAGUACAACUACCGGGUCCCGGCGGGAUUUUCGUCGAACACCUAGCCUUCGUUAACAAAUGGCAGCUAGAAGAACAAUAAUCUUCGAGCCUCCAUUUCGACCUCAGGUCAGCCUGUCCAUCCCGCCGCCGGGGACACCACCCCCUCGAGCUUCUUCGUUUCCGUUGCGAUUGUUGUAUUAAGGUCCCCAAACAGGAGUGUUUGGGUAAAAAGAAUGUCGUUGAGGAAAAUCAUCAAACACCUUCCGUUCAGUGCAGCAUCCAGGUCGAGAUUCCUCCCUUCCCUCCGCUCUCUCUGCUCCCUCGCCACCACUCAACAAGACCCCAACUCUCUUCUCAAGGAAGACCCAGUUCAAAUCUGCAGUUCCCUCUGGGUCAAGUCCUUCUCGUCCCCGCCGGACGCCACGUUUCGCAACCUCACCGGCUUCCUCUCAAAGCUCGACCUGUGGGUUCUCGCUUAUCAGCGCUCCUGCGCCCAUGUGACCGGCACUUUCCCUCCUCGCAACGCCAUCCACUCCUACACCCUCCAUUCCUUACUGUCCCUUCGGGAUGCUGUGGUUCACAGCCGCUUCAAAUGGAGCGACAAGGCGCACCAGAUCAUCCGCAGCCCCAACGAGAAGCCGCACACCAAGCUCAUCUCCAAUAGGAAGCUCAAAGCGAUGCUUGAUUCCCCUGGUCCUUGUUUCCAGGACAGGGUGGUCCAGGAGGUGCUGCUCAUGGUGCUGGAGCCUUUCUUCGAAGCUCGAUUUUCGACCAAGUCGCAUGCUUUUCGUCCGGGAAGGAACGCCCAUACGGCAAUCAGGACCAUCAGAAGCAAUUUCGCUGGUUAUCUAUGGUUCUUAAAAGGUGAUGUGAGUGAAAUUUUCUCUCAAGUUGAUCCUAGUGUUGUGAUGGAAUCGGUGGCAAAGGUUAUCAAGGACAGGAAAGUAUUGAAUUUGGUAAGAAACGGGCUGAGAUCACCGUUUGUGAGCCAGCAUUCUCGAAACAGUGGCAACGAAGACCCUAAAAGGAAGAAAAAGAAGGAAACGAAGAAGAAAAUCUUGAGGGAAGGUGAGCCUAAACCUGAUCCCUACUGGUUGAGAACGUUCUACAAUUUCGCUCCCGAGGAAGCAGCGAAGGUACCUAACUAUGGUGCCUGUGGGAUUCUGAGUCCAUUGCUUGCAAAUGUGUGUCUUAAUGAGCUUGAUCAAACCAUGGAAGAGAUGAUAGUUGCUUUCUUUAAGCCCAACAAGCUCGACUCCAUCUGGAAAGAUUCGAUCGAUGAUGGCUGCCACAACCCCUCAUGGCCAGAGUUUGUACCUUCCAGUGGCAGAGAAAAGACUAGGAAGAUGGAUUACAUUCGGUAUGGUGGUCAUUUCUUGAUUGGCAUUCGAGGGCCAAGAGAAGAAGCAGUGCGGAUUAGAAAGCAGCUUAUUGACUUCUGUGAUACUAAGUAUGGGAUAAGGUUAGAUAACUCCAAAGUUGAGAUUCAGCACAUCAGCAGAGGAAUUCAGUUCCUCGAUCAUAUAAUCUGCCGUAGAGUGAUAUACCCUACGCUUCGUUACACUGCAAGUGGAGGACAAAUUGUGAGUUCAAAGGGUGUGGGAACUUUGCUAUCAGUUACAGCUAGUUUGCAGCAAUGCAUUCGCCAAUUCAGGCGGCUUUCCUUUGUUAAAGGUGAUAAGGACCCUGAGCCUUUGCCUUGUACGCCUAUGCUGUACUCGGGUCAGGCUCAUACUAAUGCUCAGAUGAAUAAAUUUCUUGAGACCAUGGCUGACUGGUAUAGGUAUGCUGAUAACAGGAAGAAGGUUGUUGGGUUUUGUGCAUAUGUGAUACGCAGCUCUUUGGCUAAACUUUAUGCUGCUAGGUAUAGGCUGAAAUCACGAGCUAAGGUAUACAAGAUUGCUUCAAGGAAUCUUAGCAGGCCAUUGAGGGAGUUUAGUAAUAAUUCAGCUCCCGAGUAUUCUGAUCUUCUGAGGAUGGGACUUGUUGAUGUAAUUCAAGGUGUUCAGUUCUCGCAUAUGUCUCUGAUCCCGUUCUGUGAUUAUACUCCAUUCCCCAGGAGCUGGAUUCCUGAUCAUGAACAGAUUUUGAGGGAGUAUAUCAAGUUAGACAAUCCGGAGUUCUUUUGUGACUUGCAUUUGUCAAUAAAACGUCAAAAGGGCUUGAGUUUGCCUCAGGAUCAGAUAUCUGAGGUUGUUUGGGAUUACAAGACACUUGGGAUAUGGAGGCACCAGUCGUCCGGUGAAAAACAAGAGAGGACGGAUACUGUCCAAGAAUCAGAUGAAUAAGUUUCUUGAGACCAUGGCUGACUGGUAUAGGCAUGCUGAUAAUAGGAAGAAGUUUGUUGGGUUUUGUGCAUAUGUGAUACGCAGCUCUUUGGCUAAACUUUAUGCUGCUAGGUAUAGGCUGAAAUCACGAACUAAGGUACUAAGGUAUACAAGAUUGCUUCGAGGAAUCUUAGCAAGCCAUUGAGGGAGUUUAGUAAUAAUUCAGCUCCCUGAGUAUUCUGAUCUACUGAGGAUGGGACUGGUUGAUGUUAGUUAUUCAAGGUGUUCAGUUCUCGCAUAUGUCUCUGAUCCCAUUCUGUGAUUAUACUCCAUUUCCCAGGAACUGGAUUCCUGAUCAUGAACAGAUUUUGAGGGAGUAUAUCAAUUUGGAAGAUCCAGAGUUCUUUUGUGAUUUGCAUUUGUCAAUAAAACGUCAGAAGGGCUUGAUUUUGCCUCAAGAUCAGAUAUCUGAGGUUGUUUGGGAUUACAAGACACUUGGAAUAUGGAGACACCAGUCGACGGGUGAAAAAGAAGAGAGGGAUACUGCUGUCCAAGAAUCGGAGGGGAAAACAUGAGUUCCUUCUGCUGACAUUAUGUGUAUCAAGAAUCAACCUCCAUGCCCUGCACAUAUCUGCACGACUGCUGUUAACAUGUUCAUGCCUCAGUGGUAUACAUCUCAACUGUCAAGCUGUGAAUGUCCGAUACUAAAUUGGUAAUAGUUCCAUUCUAAAUCCAUGAAUGUUUUUAAUGAUUCGUGUUUCGUUAAAUUUCUCAAGCAGAAUUUCACAUGGUUUCACCUCGUUAUCCACGAGCUAUCAAAGUCGGACACUAAUUCUUGAGAUAUUGCACGCCUCAUAGGAACUACCUUCAUAACUAGCUUGCAUCUUAAUAUCCAUGCAUAUUGCUUUACAAUAAUUCUAUGCUUCCAUUAAUAAGUUUGGCCACUACAAUUGGCAGAUUAUAACAAGGGCUUGAAGGAGAUUCUAGUUGGGAUGAAUGUUGGAAGUGGUGUGUAUUCUGGAAAUAGAAACCAUGCAGUGCUGGGGUAUUUCUAUUCAAAACAACUGUGUUUGAUGAUCUCUAUUUUUCUGCAAGCUGUUGUUGGCAAGAGAAGAGCUCUAAUACCGCCAUCUGUUUGGUAAUGUCGACAAGAAGCUUGAAACCGAUCCAGGUUAGCUAGCUAGUUCCUAGAGCCUUGCUGCAUUUUGGGUUUCUUGGAAAACGAUGUAUAAAAAAUAUCAGGUUAACUAUUGGCCAUGUUCUUCUGUCUAAACAGUUGCUGCAGUUUGGUCUUCGACUUCGCCCCUAUUGGCUCAUGCCAAGGAGGCCUCCCAUAUUUGCUGUGCAACUCUUGAAGGUCCUGUGAACUUCAAUGGGAAUUAAUUCUGCUUCCACCAUAGAUCCAGUCAUCGUCGAUAUCGCACAAGAGAACCAGAAACGUCGGAUUCUCCGCAAGUUCACAAGAUCGUAAGUCUCAUCAGUGGCCAAAGAACCCAUUAUGGAAUGGGAUGCAGGAAUCUUGGCGCCGUUCAUGAAACGGAGUCUUUUCGGUGUUGUUUCCCCUGUAUUUUGAUCCGAUUCUUCCAUGUAUUUCUGUGUUUUUUCCAGUACUCGACUGGCAAGUUCAGCGCCAGGCCAAUAUAUCGCACAAAAGUCA